This is a messenger RNA of Trypanosoma cruzi, 543 nucleotides long. RefSeq names its product mucin TcMUCII, putative. Lineage: Eukaryota; Euglenozoa; Kinetoplastea; Trypanosomatida; Trypanosomatidae. The record is from RefSeq and is a predicted model, not a curated record. The coding region runs from base 1 to 543 and encodes 180 amino acids. The transcript has a single exon.
AUGAUGACGUGCCGUCUGCUGUGCGCCCUGUUGGUGCUCGCCCUGUGCUGCUGCCCUUCCGUGUGCGUGACAGCAGAUGUUGAUGGUAAAUCUGAUAAUUCUGGAGGACACUCCGGUCUAAAGGAAAAUGAGACGGAGGAACCAAAGCAGGUAACGGAUCCGCAGAGUACACUUUCUCCUCUGUCAAAGGUAAGUGAGGUAGUGAAAUUAACAGCGGAGUCACAAGGUGAUCGCAUCCAGGAACAGGAAGAGGAACCCACUAACGAAGAGGCGGAUGGUGGUGAGACCGAUAACGCAAAAGACCAAAAUCAAAAAACUAAUGCAAUAAAUACGACAACCACUACGACCACGACACAGCCACCAACUACAACGACCACGACAACACAGGCACCAAGCACUAAGACUACAGAGGCGCCAACCACGACGACCACCCGCGCACCGUCACGUCUUCGGGAAAUCGACGGCAGCCUCAGCAGCUCUGCGUGGGUGUGUGCCCCGCUGCUGCUCGCCGCAUCCGCGCUGGCGUACACCACUCUGGGCUGA